CAUCAACCCUCCUAAGCCAUUCGAAUCUAGUUUUACAAGCUUAAGAAUCAAAAACCUAAGAACAGUUUCAUCCAAAAAUGUUUGGAGAGAUUAGUUUGGAGUCUGAUUUUGCUCUCUUGGAGUCUAUUCGGCAACACCUUCUCGACGAUAAUUUCGAUACCGUUUUGGAAGAAUCGUCGCCGACAGGUUCAGGCAGCCCUCCUCCUAUGUUCUGCCGGAGUUUCAGUUUCAGUGCCCUUUUCUCGGCGGAGAGUUGGAGCGACAUGCCGCUGAAAGUGGACGACAAUAACGACGUGGUCGUUUACAGUGGUUCCACAGACAACGGAUGGAGUCCAUCAUCAGAUCACAGCCACAUUGAAGUUGUUGAGACCACACCCAUGAAACCGGAGCCUCAGGAGGUGGUUUUGGAAGGGAUAGAGGUGGUGCCUGAAACUCACGCGCCGUCAUCGGGCAGGCACUUUCGAGGAGUGAGGAGGAGGCCGUGGGGGAAGUAUGCGGCGGAGAUUAGGGAUCCUAAGAAGAACGGGGCGAGAGUGUGGCUUGGGACCUAUGAGACGGCGGAGGAUGCGGCAUUGGCUUAUGACAAAGCCGCUUUUAAGAUGCGAGGCUCCAAAGCCAAGCUCAACUUCCCUCACCUUAUUGGCUCGGAGGGAUGCGAGCCGGUUAGAAUAACCCCAAAGCGGCGGGCACCGGAAUCCUCCUCUUGGUCUUCCUCUUCAGACAGUGGGUCGCCAAGGCCAAAAAGGAGAAACACCGGAGUUGGCUCGGUGGCUGGAGCCGAGUCGGGUAGCGAAAGCCUAGUAGAGAUGGUUGAGAUGAGCCAGCUAGCCGUUGUUGAUCAAUGGCUAAAUGAACUCAACACUACAGUCUUCCCCAUGCCACAUGAAACCAAUUAAUAAUUUUUAUUAUAUUUUUUAGACAUGGAGAUUCCCAAUCCCUUAUGUAAAGCGUUGGGCUUUUUAAAAAAAAAAAAAAUAAUUCCACCCUUGUUUUUGUACAUGAUCAUUAUGGACUCUUUUUUUAUUGGCAAUUUGUUAUGAGUUUUGUUUCAUAAGAUAUAA
Molecule: messenger RNA, 1061 nt
Organism: Prunus mume (Japanese apricot)
Lineage: Eukaryota; Viridiplantae; Streptophyta; Magnoliopsida; Rosales; Rosaceae
Product: ethylene-responsive transcription factor 2-like
Biological process (GO): regulation of DNA-templated transcription; ethylene-activated signaling pathway
Molecular function (GO): DNA-binding transcription factor activity; DNA binding
Source: RefSeq, a predicted model, not a curated record